Protopolystoma xenopodis is the source of this 390-nucleotide messenger RNA. NCBI's taxonomy places the organism in Eukaryota, Metazoa, Platyhelminthes, Monogenea, Polystomatidea, Polystomatidae. The record is from the annotation of a GenBank genome assembly.
CACCGUCUGACCAGGACGUCAGAAGUAUCUGGCGUGACCCAAGGCAAUCAUCCCAAGAGGCCUGGAACUGUGUCCGCUAAGAUGGAUCGACCAGAACCCACCAGCCCUUCGGAACCACAGAGUGAGACUGGUCUCUGCUACCAGGGCCGAUGCCCAACUCGAAUCCGACGUUGCCAGGCCAUAUGGGGAAAUGGAGCAGAGCCUGCUGAGGGAUUCCGGUGUGCUAACAGCUUCCUUGGUGGGGAAGGAAAAUCGCCUGUCGGGGAUAAAAUAGAGGACGCAGCUUGCGGCAAACUGUUCUGCCAAGGCGGUGAGCCGGUUCCAGUUCUUGAAGCCGCCAGAAUGGCUCAUUAUGUGGUCGCUUCAACCAAGGCUGGGGAAUGCAAGUAA